GCGGCAGCAGCAUCACAUCCGCAGAGGCCGGGAUAGAAGGACCGGUGGUGCAAGGGAGGAGGAUGAAGCUGACUUUAGCAGACGACACCGAAGACGUCUCGCUCGACUUUGGCAACGAGGAAGAGCUGGCAUUGAGGAAAGCCAAAAUCAGGCACCCCCUGGCCACUUUCUUCCACCUCUUUUUCCGGGUGAGUGCGAUCGUGACCUACUUGUUCUGCGACUGGUUCAGCAAGAGCUUCGUUGCCUGCUUCGUGGUCAUCCUCCUCCUCCUGUCCUUCGACUUCUGGUCUGUGAAGAAUGUCACCGGCAGACUCCUGGUGGGACUCCGCUGGUGGAACCAGAUCGACGAGGACGGGAAAAGCCACUGGGUGUACGAAGCCAAGAAGGUCCCUUCCAGCGCCACAGCCCCCACGGAAGUCGAGGCCCGGAUCUUCUGGCUGGGGCUGAUCAUCUGCCCGGUCAUCUGGACCAUCUUCUUCUUCAGCACACUCUUUUCCUUGAAGCUGAAGUGGCUGGCCCUCGUGAUCGCCGGCAUCUCCCUCCAGGCCGCUAACUUAUACGGCUACGUCCACUGCAAGUUGGGAGGGUUGAGGAACCUCCAGAAAAUCGCUGCGGGGUUCCCGGCUCAGCAGAUCUUCCAGAGGGACACGCCAGAGGGAUUUCAGAAGACGGUGCUGAAGGGGAUCGGAACAUGAAGACCAGGAG
Messenger RNA from Gekko japonicus, 705 nucleotides. It is a transcript of the gene TVP23A, whose product is annotated as trans-golgi network vesicle protein 23 homolog A (S. cerevisiae). Gene Ontology annotation, biological process: protein secretion; vesicle-mediated transport. Lineage: Eukaryota; Metazoa; Chordata; Lepidosauria; Squamata; Gekkonidae. The coding region runs from base 63 to 695 and encodes 210 amino acids. The transcript has 7 exons. Gene Ontology annotation, cellular component: Golgi membrane. The record is from RefSeq and is a predicted model, not a curated record.